CACAACGUAGGUAGUCUAUUUUUAUCAUACGGGAAGUAAAUUGGUUGUUUUCUGUGCUUCUUGUUACCAAGAAAUGUAUUUCUGAAUAAUGACAAGCAGAGAAUAAUGAAAAUUUUAGCGACUGAGUUAAUCUUUUAAGUGUUGAUGGGUUCACAAAAUAGCAAACUAUCCCCUGAAGACAACACGAAUAAUGUCCAGGGCCAGGGAUACAAACGCCUCAACGAUUCUGUAAGAUCCAAUGGAAUUAAUUCAAGCAAUAAUUCCUGUUCCACCCAGUCACAUAAGGAUACUGGGAAUAAAAUCGAAUCCUACACAAAUCAAAAUCGUAUAGCUAGUCCAAGUGGCAUUUCGUGUCACGAAUUAUCUCCAAAUCAAUCACAUAAAGAAGAUAGUGGUAAGAGGGAAAAGCCUCCUAAAGAUUGUGAGAUUGAAAGAACGGAGAAUCAAUCGUCAAGUGAUGUGCCAAGUACUCUGGAAAAUGACCGUGAACCUCAAAACAACGGAAUAGAAACAACCAACGAUGGAAUUGAGUCUCCAAGGAAUGAUGUAUCUACAGCGUCAGUGGACCAAAAUGGUUCACUAACUCGACAUGCCAAUAUGCAUACAGAAGACAACAGUCAUGAAAAAGACGAUACAGUUACAGAUACAUAUAGAAAGAAGCAAAAUCCAUCGAAGAAAAAGAAGAAGAAGAAAGGAACAGCAGAAAGACUAAACAGCAAAAGAAGGCCAACAUCUGCAGACUUGCUCAACCGUUCUGAGAAGGAAGACGAGUCCAUGGAAAAUGAGGACAAGAACAACAUAAGAAUGGUGAGUCCAGCACCAAACGAGUCACAUCCUUCGGCAGUUACAACAGAAGAGGUUGCCAAUGACAGUGAAAGAACAUCAUCUUCAAGAGACAAUGGCAGUUUUCCUGACAAACCUUUCAACAUAGAAAAGAUUACACAAGAGAAAAACAAUGAACGCGAAGGGAACAGUAUGACUAGACAGGAUAGACCAUCAUCUGCUGUUUUAUUCUUGGCAUCAAGUUUGCGGACAAAGCAGGAUGAAGAUGACAUAAUUAGACAGGAGCCAGACAUGAAAAUUCAAGCCAUGACAAAAGAAGCUGAAAGACUGGCGAUUAUUUGUAAAAAUCAGCAUUUAAAUCAUAGAAAUUUAACCACGGAUAAUUCGCUUUGUCCACCUGCAUUCUUGCAAAGCAUGUCACACAUUGAAAAUUGUUUAGAUGAUCUCAGGAGACAAAUAGAGAAAAUGGCACUUGAAAAGAAUGGCUAUUUGAAUAGGUUAAGCAGUGUGGCUGGUUCAAUGCUCACAGAAAACAACCCAAAUAUAACAGACCUAAAUGAUCCAAAUCGAGCAACGAAGUUAGCGGAAAAGUGGUGCAAGAUUUACGAUGAUGAGUGGACAGAUGCCUUGGAAGCGUUGGAAAAGCAGUAUUUGAAGAAAAAACGUGAUAAACAUGAACAAUUUGUUUAUCAUUUGUUUAGUCUAAUUAAGGUUAUAUAUAAAACCUGUCGAAAGAAAGCUAAAGAACAAGUUGGUAUUUUUUUACUUUUAACCAAUCCAUCUAGUACACAGGUAAAUGACUUGUGGUCACAAAUUCCAGCGACAGAACGGCAAAAUUUUACUGACAGCAGGAAAAGGAUGGCAGAGGCAAAUAUUAAGAUUCUCACAGAGACUGUAGUAAAGGAUGACAUAUACAAGAAGAAACUAAAAGAUUUAAGUCCAGGUCUUAAUGGGGACAUACUUUGUAUCUUGCAAAAAAGUUCAUAUUUUGAGACAUGUUUGAAAAUAUGUUGGCAAUUUGUGAUUCAGGAUCCGCCACUAUACCUGGACGUAUCGCCUUUAGAAGGAGAAAAAUUAAAUAAAGACACUCAUAAAGAAUAUACAAAGUCAGGAACUGUAAUCGAAUACGUAGUUUGGCCUGCUCUUUAUCUGUGUCGCAAAAACAAAGAGAAUGGACCUUUAUUGGCUAAAGGAGUUGUACAACCUGAAAGUCCACAUCACAGUUAGACAGAAGAAAAAAAACCAAAUGCACUUAGCAUUAAAAAAUCAAUUGAUUAUUUAAAAUAUAGAUCCAUAAAACGUUGGAGAUCAUUUAAACUUAGAACGGGCCUCACCAGAACCUCAAAUUUGCCUUCAGGAUUACUUAGUUUCAGUUCUAUAAUUAUGGAAUCAAUUAUUUUCGUGGAUACCAAUAUUUGUGGAUUGAGAAAAAUUUAUUAUUCAUUGAUGUAUGAUUUCCUGGUUUUGCCAAAGUCUGCAUACAAACCUUUAGAAAACUUAUACUUUGUUGAACAUGUAAACCCUUGUGUGGUUAACCUAUACAUACGAAAUACAAGAAAAUUGGUACCUCACGAAUAAAAAUUAAUUCACAGUA
Mytilus californianus (California mussel) is the source of this 2377-nucleotide messenger RNA. RefSeq names its product putative mediator of RNA polymerase II transcription subunit 26. NCBI's taxonomy places the organism in Eukaryota, Metazoa, Mollusca, Bivalvia, Mytilida, Mytilidae. The transcript has 18 exons. The record is from RefSeq and is a predicted model, not a curated record. Bases 145 to 2010 code for a protein of 621 amino acids.